This is a messenger RNA of Malaya genurostris, 2083 nucleotides long. Its product is annotated as zinc finger protein weckle-like. The record is from RefSeq and is a predicted model, not a curated record. Gene Ontology annotation, biological process: regulation of transcription by RNA polymerase II. The transcript is spliced from 5 exons. The coding region runs from base 107 to 2014 and encodes 635 amino acids. Lineage: Eukaryota; Metazoa; Arthropoda; Insecta; Diptera; Culicidae. Gene Ontology annotation, cellular component: nucleus. Gene Ontology annotation, molecular function: zinc ion binding; DNA-binding transcription factor activity, RNA polymerase II-specific; RNA polymerase II transcription regulatory region sequence-specific DNA binding.
GUAUAAAAACUGUGUUUUGUUCUGCAUAUUAGAAAAAAUUGUAAUGUUAGACUAAGUGCUAAGUAUUUUUAAAUUCUGAUUAUUCGUAAUACAAAUUAUAAUCACUAUGCUGGGUAAUUGGAGAAAUUGGUGCCGGUUGUGUGCCAACGAGUGUGCUAUCUUCAAUCUAGAGUCUCUCGAGGAGCUUAAUGAGAUUAUUAUGAGACACUUCCACUUUUCGCUUCAAGAAAUGGCCGAUGUGUGCAACUGCAUUUGUGAGGAGUGUUAUAAUUUCGUGAAUAAAUUGGAGCGUUUCAAGGAGCGUUGUUCGCAGACUAGUAGAAUGUUGGCGGAAUUGUGUGGGACCAACGAUGAGGAAUUGCUAGAAAGCGAUGUCCAGGAUUUGCGAUUCCGCUUCCUAAGCGACUCAAUUGUUGUACUCGAAGAUGAGAAAUUUGAGAAAGGUUUGAUUAAAAUGAUUCCUUCGACUUCGGAACUAGGAUAUGGCAAUGCGACGACGUUUGAUCAAGGAGUAGAUACCAGUGAUCUCAUUGAGCAAGAAUUGGUUGGUUUAAAAAUCGAAAAAGUGUCUACAGGUGAGCUAGAACUUAUGUAUUUUUAUGUUAUAAAAAUCUAUAUUUUUCGGUUUAAUAACGAAGACUGUGACAAGUCUUCAGAGGAGCAAACAGUGUCAACGAUAGGAUCAGAAAAACAUAACAAAUCAGCGAAGCAAGAACCAGAGGAAGAAUGUGUGGAUUUGCAUGAAAAUGAACAAGACGAGGAUCAUGAUUAUCAGUGUGAAGAAGAUUUUGAACAGGAUAGUCAGUCGGGAGAGGAAAUAAAGAAAAAAAUCAAAACAGGAAAAAAGCGAAAAACUAGGAAAAAAUUUGUGUCCCAGUUAGCUGAAACUGGAAAGGAGACAGAAGGCUUAAUUAGCUGUGAGUCUUGCGAUGCAUCAUUUCGUACGCGUUCAAUGUACGUUUAUCACCUGCAGUCAAAACAUCCCGAUUCAGCGGAACUUUCGCAUGGCUGUUCGAUUUGUCCGAAGCGAUUUCCGUCAGAGAAGAAAGCUAAACUUCACGAGUAUGUGCAUUUGCCGAGCGAUCAAAAGAUGGUUCACCCCUGCAGCUAUUGUGAUAAAAAAUUUAGUAAACUAGUGAAUGUUCAAGCUCAUAUUAAGGCGGUACACAUUGGAGAACGUCCAUAUAUUUGUGAAGAAUGUGGGAAAGCUUUCGGCACAAAAGGAGCUCUGAAAGAACAUCAAAUUACUCAUAGUGAUGAAAAACCUUUUCAGUGUAUCCAUUGUCCAAAAAGAUUCAAAAAUUUACCGCGGCUCAAGACACAUGAAGAUAUCCACAACGACACGUUGUAUGUUUGCCCUCACUGUGGGCUGCAGUUGAAUACUAAGCGAACGUUGAAAAUGCACUUGGUUGUACAUUCGGAUCAAAAAAAGUUCAAAUGCCAGUACUGUGGUAAUGAGUAUAAACGUUCAAAAGCACUGAAAAGCCAUUUAAUAUUACACACGGGUCUACGCCCUUACCAUUGUCCAUUUUGUGAGAAAACUUUUGCCAACGGGUCUAAUUGUAGAAGUCAUAAGAAAAAAGCUCACCCGAAGGAACUGGCUGCGUUAGAAGCCUCGGGCGAGCAAUCACGGGCCACCAACAUACCUAAGCUAGAACAGUUACAGCCAAAGCAAUUGCAGUCGAGUACCAACGCGGAUGAUUCUGUAACCAGCGCGACUGUCAUAUCGCAACCUACUGCGACCAUAAUUGGUGCUGCACCACAAGCAACAUUUGGCCCCGAACCGACAGAAGAGUUGCCACUUCCGCGUAACGUUCGUUUAGUAACAGCCUUUUAUCAAUCGCGAAGUGAACCUCCGCCAUUGAACAUUAUAAACCCAGCAGUCAAAUGCAAACCGGGCAGUGUCGAACCCUCAACAAUAGUACCUCGGCAGCCAACACAUGAAACACCCACUGGAACGAUAUCUGAAAUGAUUACUCUACCACCGCUGCAGCUCAUUACCACGAAUAAGUAGUGAACUGUCCGUUGUUGGUUUUAUUUUAAGGUUUUGUUGUACGUUUUAUAAAUAUAGUUUGACGUAAUA